UAGAACUUAACCAAAAUGUCGGCUAUGUUGUCAGUGUCUGUCAACAAAGUAGAAAACGACUACGCGAUCCGUGAGAGUGGGAAAAUAAAAAUAAUCCGUAUAAGAGUAAACAAAGUCAAUAAAAGUGGCACUCUUGGCACCGUGAAUAUAUUUUUGUCGUAGAUAUAUGAUCCCUGGCCAUUACAAUACAGUAAAUCUAUUAAAAUGUCUGAGAAAGAUAAAUCCAAGGCGAUGGUCCAAACAAAACACAUUCCUAAGGACGCACAAGUUAUCAUGUCUAUUAUGAAGGAGGUUGGUAUCUCAGACUAUGAGCCGCGAGUAGUGAACCAGCUGCUGGAGUUCACUUACCGCUACGUUACCUCAGUAUUAGACGACGCGCGGGUGUUUGCGACCCAUGCUAAGAAGAAGACUAUAGAUCUGGAUGACGUUCGGUUAGCGGUUCAGAUGCAGUUGGACAAGUCUUUCACGAGUCCUCCUCCACGGGAGGUGCUCCUGGAGAUAUCACGAGUUAAAAAUGUCAACCCUCUGCCUCUUAUCAAACCACACUGUGGGUUGAGACUACCGCCUGAUCGUUACUGCCUAUCAGCUUGCAAUUACCGCCUAAAGCAGGCCACCAAGAAAGCAAUAACCAAGACCACGAUCUCAGCUGUACCAUCUCUCAAGACGGUGACAACGCCAAAGCCACCACCUCCUCAGAAUGUGGUGGUAAAGAGACCACCGGGCACCAUUGUCAAUGUCUCCACAUCCAAGCCAACUGUAGUUCCUAAACCUGUUCUCAAAUUCACUUCUGGUAGUAAGGUGGUUGCCAAGCCCGCAGUCAGAGUGACAGCGGGCCCGUCCUCACAUCUCGUCAAAAUGGAGAUUGAUGAACAAACCGCGCAGAAACGGAAGCGAGAAGACGACGACUACGAGACGUAAUUUUAUGGAAAUAAGGAUAAAUUUGUGUAAUUUUUAUGUUAAUUAUAUAUAUAGUGAUAUUUUC
Trichoplusia ni (cabbage looper) is the source of this 982-nucleotide messenger RNA. It is a transcript of the gene Taf9, whose product is annotated as transcription initiation factor TFIID subunit 9. Gene Ontology annotation, molecular function: RNA polymerase II general transcription initiation factor activity; protein heterodimerization activity; transcription coactivator activity. Gene Ontology annotation, biological process: DNA-templated transcription initiation; RNA polymerase II preinitiation complex assembly. Lineage: Eukaryota; Metazoa; Arthropoda; Insecta; Lepidoptera; Noctuidae. The transcript is spliced from 3 exons. The record is from RefSeq and is a predicted model, not a curated record. Gene Ontology annotation, cellular component: transcription factor TFIID complex; SAGA complex. Bases 205 to 918 code for a protein of 237 amino acids.